Schistosoma curassoni is the source of this 7872-nucleotide messenger RNA. Lineage: Eukaryota; Metazoa; Platyhelminthes; Trematoda; Strigeidida; Schistosomatidae. The record is from the annotation of a GenBank genome assembly.
CACGAUUCUGGAUUAAGUGUACUCACUUAAACUUGGGUUGUAUGAAUCCCGCCCUCACUCCUCGCUUCAUCAAUACUGUUGUAUCAAUUGAUAGUUUUAACUGGACGCUAUCAAAUGUAUAUAAUUGUAUCUCAAUGUCACUACAUCGGUGGGAAGAUAUUACUUUGUUUAGAUUGAUUUUAAAUAUAUCGGGCACUGCUAAAGUCCUGCGGAAAUCCAAAUACUGUAACGAUUUGGUUGCUAUGGUAGCUCGUACUGAGAAUACUUUAGGAAAUAUCAUGUGGUGGGGUCUUACUCCUGCCAUGAAUCUUGCGAAGUGCUUUGACAGUUUUUGUUUCGGUGAUCAUUUCGAUAAUACUAACAUACUUUGCGUAGGAAUGGGCGAUUCAAGACACAUCUUGCGAACUUUAUCUUCAAGGUUUUCUGGAAGAAAUAAGUUUGAAACAGUAUUUGCCUUGUUGAUAUAUCAAUUUGUUGCUUAGUUUUACCUGAUCGAACCAUUUCACGAAACAUAUGCUCGGCAGAUGCUUCAGCUAUAUACAGCUCUUGAGCCUUACACAAGGAUAGGGCUGCAGGGUAAAAUAUGAAUUUGUGGUCUAAUCUCAAAAGAGAAAGUAGAGAUGUAUCUUGAAAUCUUUGGGAACGUGAUGAUUCGAGAUGUCACAUCUAAAUAUUUGAUCAAUGCUGCAAAUAAUCUGAGGAGGUUGGUGACAAACUUAGGCCCUCUUCCAUCAUUUGAAUUUGUUGAUUUGUCAAAUCUGAAAUACAAGGAACGUGAUAUGCUAGAAUCAACACUUAAGUUUUGGAGUGGGAGAGAUGAAACAAAGUUUGAUGCUGACAAGUGUUGGUAGGUUCCUUUUUGUUAUCAGUUUCGGAGAGACACAUAACGAUUAGUAGUCCUAUCGCCUUGUCAGAUUACAGAGUUUUUGGUCGUUCACCCUGUAACCAGUAAAGUCAUAAGAAAAAAGAAAUUAAAAUACUUGAUCACUGGUUUUCAUUAUUCAUAUUUGUAACAGAAGAAUCUAUGCUACUCUUUUCUGAAUGCUAUCGACACAACUUUUGAUCAAAGUUUUCUUUUAAAUCUCAGCUAACGUGCCAAAAGUGCCUUAUAAUUUUGAUCACUUUGGCAGAUAUGAGGUUGUUCUGACACAUCAUUCUGUAUAUAAGAUUGCUUAACUUUAUAUGGCAGUUUUAUCUCCACUGGAGUCAUUUUAUAACAUAUCUUAGGUUUUGAUGACUUCAUAUAUAUCAUUUUGAUACUUAUUUUUUGCCCUCCAAAUGUCUGGCAUAAAACAGUUUUAUAAUUAAUCGGUAUAUUAAACCCUGCUGCAUCAAUAAACCUAACCAUGUAGUAGGCAGUUUAAAAGACAAAAGCAAUGACUAUUAGCUAAGCCUAUCGUUAUUCAUAAGUAGCGUGCCGGUAUGUUUAUACUAUGGGAUAUCUUACCCUCUUUGCGAAGCAUAAGGUAGUAUAUCACCUUCGUCGAUGUCGUUACAUUGUUUUUAGUUUCACUAGUACUAACGUCAAUCCCUUUGCUGUUUAUCAACCAAUUUGCGGUGAUAUGUUGUUUUUUAUUGUCUUAUUCAUACUCAAGGUUAUCCGAAAAUAGCUUUUUUUAAUAAUGUGAUCUUGUUAUGUGUAAGGUAAAGAACACUAAGCGAUAUCCUUUUUUAACGAAUUGGAAGUUAGGAAAAAAUCAUCCAGUCCAAUAAUUAAGUUUAACAUAUAGGAGAUAAACACAUGUCCAAUCAAGUCUUCACCACAGUGACAAGUAAGUCUUGUCAUUAGAUGAUGGGAAUUAAUGCUGUCAAAGUCUUUGGUGCUGUUUAGAUACACAACGUCAAUCUGCUCUUUAUUAUUCAUUCGCUGACGUAAUACAACACUUUGAUUCGUCGUCAUAGAGUAGUUUCUUAAUUCAGUUUAUUUAAAUGUGAUAAGGUAUUUUAAUUUGAGAGAUGUUAUAGUCCGUUGUUCAAUGAAGUUAUUUUUACCAUCUGUCUCUGCUAAAAGAUAAAAGAUAGUGUUGAGAUUUGCAGGAAUUUACCGAUCAUAUCUUUCAUAUGCUAACAAAAAUUUAGCCUUAACUUUAGGUGUUGAAACAUAGUCAUCACUAAUGGGUAUGGAUCUUAGGCAUUUUAAAGCUAAUGCUUGAUACGCUUCACUACCGUUUGCAAACGUAAAGAAGAAGAAUAAAAGUGUCUAGAACGUAAGAAGCAGCCAUAAAAAGAGGUGAAGAAUAUUUAUUAUUUAUCAACAAGAAGAGAAUAGGCGUGAAUUUAGAGGGCUGGUUUUACAAUAAGUAAAUACACACUAGACAUGCAGUGCAUGCAAUUGACCAUAUUUAUUUUCGGUUGACCUGGCUGUUAUGCACAGUAGCUAUAAUGGUUAUUUUUCGUCUAUAAGCUGCAUCAAAAUUAUCUAGUAGUGAUAAACAUUUCCCCCAUCGGCUGUUUUUCUGAUACGCUUAUAAGUGAUCAUUUAUGACCUUGAUUCACAAAUGCUGAUAUCAACUACUGGAUUCGCAAUCAUUCUAUUUCUUAUUUUCGGUUCUUAUUGGUAAUUCUUUAGGAAAAUAAAAUUUACCCCAAUUACUACUUACCAGUUGUUGCGCCGCUUAUAAAUUAGUUGUCCUAAGACCUUUUAUAUCUAAGAUAUUUGGGUCCUUUUUAAACAAGUUUUGAUGUGUUUUUAAUGACGACAGUGUGUUGGAAGCUAUACAACUUUUAAAAUACUCCCAUGAAGUACUAAGUAUAAAGUGAUAUAAGUUCUGCAACAUAUGGUUUCGUGGUACGCGUUUUGAAACAUUUUUUUUCAGUCAAAUAUUGGGGACAAUAACUAAAUUCUUCUUAGUUCAAUGUCAUUCAGGCUCUUACUGGUAGUUUUUAAACAUUCAUUGGUUUUGUUUGCGUUUUAAAAAAUAGAUUCUUUCUUUUUGCUUGUUUGAAAAUAGUGUUAUUUAAUUAAUUAUUAAUGUGGCAGGUUGAAAGUAGUUUAAACUGUGAUAAAAAGUGGUUAGCACCAGUUCCGUCUAUGCAACUAUUUAUUUCGGUUAUGUAUCAUUUAUAUAACUUUUGUUUUUAGUUGUCUUCUAUAAGGGUACCGCUUAUAAUCAUGUUCAGCAGUUCACUUGCGUCAUUAUAAGUUGAAAAAUUGGUUGUCUGUAGCCUUUAUCUAUGAUAUUUGAAAAGUUAUGAUUUUAACAAAAUACUGUGUAUAGAUCCAGACGGGCAAAAAUACUGAUGACUUUCAUUUAUAGAAGAUGUUCUUAUGGGUCCUUACUUUUGCAAAAUAUGUAGAACUAGCUUACUGACUAUAAAUGACAUUCUUCGAAAUAUACGAUGAGUUAUAGGUCAUCUGUUUUCAGUAGUAAUGAGUUGAAUUUGAAUAAAACAUAUCAUAGAUCCAGAUGCUCAUUAGAGCUGUUUCUUAAACUAUUUAUGUAAAUGUUUUCUCGGGAGAAAGUAGUAAUCAAUACACUUCACAUUAAUUUAGACUUUUUUAAGUUGACAUUAUGAACUUUUUCUGGCAAUUGUUUGAGCGGAUAACAUUACAGAAUAUUUUAAUUCAAUUACAAGUGUUUGAGUAUCACCCGUACUCCUUAUGCUUUUUGUAGGACAGUUUAUUAUUAUUAGCUAUGAAAACAUUAUUCGUCGUAAUUCAUAGGACUAUAAUUUUGUCACUGUUCCCAAAUAUUUUAUUGAUUUCAACCCCAGCAUCACAUAGUUUUGUCAUGAGUAUGUUAUUUAAAAUAUUCAGUGUCCGAGUUUUUAUCGAGAAGAGUCAGAUGCAUAGGCACAUUUAGAAAAAAUACUCUAACAGUUGAAUCAUUUUUUUGGUUAUACGUAAGCCUUAACUCGGUGACUGAUUAACAGUGACAGCGAAAUCUCAUUAAUUUCGACGCUAGGAUCACUCAUUUUAUAACCUUUGUUUUUAUGCUUGUUAUUCAUUUAACAGAGGCUACAAUUAAAUGUACGUAGUGGUUUCUUCAAUUUAGUACAGUGUUACAGAUUUGUGAGUUUUUGAAGGUAUGAGACAGAGUGUUCGGCCGUCAGCAAAAGGUAUCCAUAAUUUUUAAUCGAGAUCUGAAUCCAAUCCCCUUUGUUUAACAGUAGGGAAUAAUACCACUAAAAAAUUCUAGCUUCCGUUGGUAGAAAUAAGCUACUUAGUUGAAGUCUGUGCAAGGACAGCUAUCAGUGAUUACGGACGUUGUGUGACGUGACUGAAAAUCGGUCGCAGCGGUGCAUAUGCAUUCAUUUCUUAUCUUCCUUCACAAUAUUCUUUCCACUGUUCUUUCAUUCAUACCUGUUAGUUGUGUCUUUUCACAACACAACAUUGAUGUUCAGUCCUUCUAAUUAUGAUUGAUGUUUCAUAGUUCUGAUUACUGAUCUAUCCAUCUUGUUAAUUUUAUUUAGUUAUGUUUUCGUAGUAUGGGAGCUCAAGUCAAACUUUCGCUCCUGUCAGAUCCCAUUUUUGAUUAUGAUUAAAAACAACACGGUUAGUUGCUGAUAAAGUUCUCCCAUUGAGCUACUGCUAUUAUCAUUUGUCCAAAGUGAUGUUUACAAUUUGCAUAUACCUUGUUGAUUCUAAAUUAUCCGUUUAUUAUGGAAUUGUGUACUCACUUAUUAUUGAGAUUUAUGCCUUUAGAUUAAAUGGUCUUCUAAAUCUGAUAUUCAAACACAACUUCAAAAUUUUUUUAUAGGAAUUAUCGUUUACGUAAACAUUUAGGUACUCGUUAUGAUGCUAUACCAAAUGUUUUCGACUGGGAUUGUAGCAUAACUCUACACGAUCGAAAGGUAAGUACUUCUAGUCUGCUAACAUAAUAAUAACAUAAUAAAAUUGAAAUGGUCGGCAAGGGGAUGUGGAGAUUUUUUAAUUUCGUUGAAAUCGCGAAUUGAUUUAAGUUACAGCGCUAGUGAAAACUUGGAAGCAUUAAACACCCAUCUCAUUGUAGUAUGGGACUUCUCAGCAGAGCUCAUCCAUAGGUAGUUCCGUACUAGAACAUAACGUCUGUCCAGUGUUUCCAGUUCUUCAUUUGUGGUCUACACAUUGGUCGGUUCAUGGUUUCAAUAAAAAUUGAAAUAACUAUUAGAAUUUACUCAUCAAUCACUUACUAGCACAAAAAUGUUUCUGUCAGAAAUAAGAAUGAGAGACUACAUUUCUGUUGCAAAAUAUUUAGCAAAUACUUUUUUUCUCUCAACUAUUUAGUGUAUACCCAGUAAAAAGUAUUCUAAAUGUUUAGUCCAAAAUAUUUGACAACAUUUUUUGUGGUGGCUUAUACGAUAAAGUUUUUCUCGAUUUCAAAUUUUAUGCAAAGGAAACUUUCUUUUACUAGCUUCUAAAGGCAUUAGAAGAUGUACAUCUACGACCAAAGCAUUCCAGAUUGUUUUGUUGUAAUAAAGUGUUGAGACCAAGUAACAGUUUGAUUUAUUCUUCCCUAUGAAAUUCUAAGAUAAUUAUUCAUCAUUUUUGGAGAGCGACUAUGAGUUUAAUGUUUGCUCUUCGCUCAACUGUAUAAAGACUUAAAAGUAUAAGCUAUUAAGAAGCCGUACAGUUAAAAUGAACAGCUAUCUAUUGUUUUCUGUCAUGUUUGCUAUAUUUAUUCCGAUUAGCUUAUGUAUGAAAGUUAGUUAUCUGGUUUAUUUCAUUUCCACAAUACAAGUUACUAAGUAGUAUGAUCUACAUGAGAAGUAAAGUUUCCUAGUAAUAUCAGGUGUGAGAUUGUAAAAUUAUAAAUUACAUUUAAAUAAUUUCAUGGUUUGUAGAUAGUCCUCUGGUUGAUAUUGGUCCAUUACAAAGAUAAUCUGCAUAGACUACUUAGUUAAUUAUCUGGGUAAUUCUGGGAAUUCACAUUUUUAACACGGUAUUUCAUUGAUGUUUUCGAUGUAACAGUAUGGCAUCCAUUUGACCUCGAAAGUUAAAUGAUAGAAAACUAUGGUUAACUAUUAUCAUCAUCUAGUUAACAGUAUUCUUCUAAGGACAGAUUACGAAUAUACUUUCCUUAUCAUAUAAUCUCCAUAUUUCAUGUGAAUACUUGACGAGUAAAACGCUGUUUAUUAGAAUGUUUACAAUGAAGUACUACAUUUGCACUAAUGUUAUCGAUUUUCUUACUGCUGACAUUUGAAAGGAAAAAUGGUGUCUCAUAAUUCUUAUUGUAAUCAUAUCCACUUUACGAAAUAGAGACUCAUGAAAAAUUCUUUUUGUGUUAUUUUUGUCAAGGCUACUCAAAUAAACUCUAAAGAAUAUGCUCAUUGGCGUCAGUAUGGGAUGGCAUUCGAACUUCGGGAAGCCAAUUACAAUGUUCCAAAUAGAAGUUUAGCUUCUGGAAGAGUUUUCAGGAAUUCAGCUGGUGAUAAAGGAGUUUACUGGGGGUAUUGGGGUGACAUAAUCUGCUCACCAUAUUUGGUGUUUGGCAUAGAUACAUCUGAAUGUAGUGAAUUAAAUCGUCUUGUUAAUGGGAAGCAUGCAUAUGCGGCAUCAACAAUAUCUGAAGUGAAUAUCCGUAAAAUGUUCUGGGAAUUAGAAAAUCAAAAAGACUGCCCAUUACAUAUAUCCGCUCCAUUUUUGGAUCCAUCAACAACAAAUGAUAAUAUCAGUUUCCCUGACGAAGAAGUUAGUUCACAAAAUGAUCCCACAGUAGAGAAUGACACAGACGAUAGUAAACAGAAUAUGAAUGUUGAAAAUAGUAAUUCUGAUGACUGCAUACUUAUGAAGUCAGAAAAACUAAAAGAAGAAGAAGAAGAAAAUACAUCAACUCAAGCUAAGUCGAAUGAAGAGCCAGAACAAUUUGACAAUACAGAAUACGUUCCAUUGGAUAUUGCAAACACAUUCAAAGUUAAAUUUCUUCCAUGUAACAGCUUUUUAGACUUAUCUAUAAGAUACCGAUCUUUAUUUCUCAAAAGUAACGACAAUAAUUCAUCAUCAUUAAACAAUCGUUUCCGAAUAAUUUACAUCGGUAACAGUUUAGUUCACUUAUUAUCUGAUCUGCAUAAAAGAGAAAGUAAAAAAGACAAUGGAUUACAUUCCAAAUUGAAUAGUAAUCUAGAUGCAGAAGAAUGUAAUGAUAAAUUAGAGGACAAGAAAGUUAUAUCCAAUGAAAGCACUUUAGAAAAUGAUUUAUUUAAUACUGAUACAUUCAAUGUUUCAUUCACUGAUCUUUUGGAAGAUGAAGCAUUGCUAAUUGUAGAAUCUAUUCUGUUUAUAGUGGAGGUUAGGUCCGAACAAAUCAAAGCGUAUUGUGAAAAUGUUAAACAAAUGGCUUGUGAUCUUGGUUUCGAGUCUAUUAAAGAAAUAAAACCAAUGGAGGAUCAUCAUUUAUAUUUUCGAUUUAGACGGAAAUUACAAUAACAAUGUUAAAUAUAAUGUAUUCAGUAAUAUCAUAUGUAUGAUUAUACUGAAACGUACUCUCUAUUUCACAGAAGUUCACAACUUUGAAGAUCAAAUAAAUGUCUCUAAAAUCAAUCAAAGAAUGCACUAAUGAUAUAUUUUAUUUUGUAUAUUUUGGUUUGAACUAACUACUGAUCAAUAUUUUUGGUAUUGUUGUAUCCCGAUAAGAAUAAAUGAACGGUAAUUUUCGGGAUCCAUUUAUGGACCAAUAUUAUGAGUACAUUUUUAUCGUAUAAUUGUUAUGUAACUAAACUGUUCAUAUUCAUCCCCCUCUUAUUAUGAGCUUUAUUUUGACCUAUGAACUAUGAAUAUACGAAUAUACUAACAUUCAUGAAUUAUUCCUUGUCUGUUAAUCGCUACCUCCCUCAUUCACAGCCACAUCUGGCUAAUUCUUGUACAAAUAUUGUUUCAUAUUUUACUGGUACGUUGUGGUCGGUUUGAUUGGUAUAUAAACUCAGUAUGCUUGAAAUAUAAUGAUUCAUAUCUCA